This is a messenger RNA of Nicotiana attenuata, 2928 nucleotides long. RefSeq names its product ribonucleoside-diphosphate reductase large subunit-like. The transcript is spliced from 17 exons. Lineage: Eukaryota; Viridiplantae; Streptophyta; Magnoliopsida; Solanales; Solanaceae. The record is from RefSeq and is a predicted model, not a curated record. Gene Ontology annotation, biological process: deoxyribonucleotide biosynthetic process; DNA replication. Gene Ontology annotation, cellular component: ribonucleoside-diphosphate reductase complex. Gene Ontology annotation, molecular function: ATP binding; ribonucleoside-diphosphate reductase activity, thioredoxin disulfide as acceptor. The coding region runs from base 235 to 2661 and encodes 808 amino acids.
UUUACCCGCCAACCGUCACCCCCGCUCUUGCAUUAGGCGGGAAAAUUUCAAAACCCUAAUUUAAUUCUUCAAAUUAACGAGGGAAAAUCAAUACAAAAUUCAAAAACCUAAAACCUACUUCAUAAAGUUGUUUGUUGUGCUAUAUAUACACGCACAUCUCACUGAAAUCGAAGCAAUCCAUUCCCUCUGACAACUGUUCGACGAAAUUCCUCACUGAAAGAAAGAAUCGAGAAAAUGUAUGUUUGGAAGAGAGAUGGGCGUCAAGAAGCAGUCCACUUUGAUAAGAUCACAGCUAGGCUUAAGAAGUUGAGUUAUGGACUCAGCCCUGAACACUGCGAUCCCGUGCUCGUAUCACAGAAGGUUUGUGCUGGUGUUUACAAAGGAGUUACGACGAGCCAGCUCGAUGAAUUGGCUGCUGAGACCGCCGCUGCCUUGACUGCUAAUCACCCUGACUAUGCUAGCCUGGCCGCAAGGAUUGCUGUUUCCAAUCUGCACAAGAACACAAAGAAAUCAUUUUCCGAGACGGUUAAGGACAUGUACAACCAUAUCAGUGAGAGAUCUGGACUAAAGGCGCCUCUGAUUUCUGAUGAAGUGUAUGAGAUUAUCAUGAAGAAUGCAUCUCGACUGGACAGUGAGAUCAUAUAUGACAGGGACUUUGAUUAUGAUUACUUUGGUUUCAAAACCCUGGAGCGGUCUUACCUCUUAAAGAUCAACGAAAAAGUUGUAGAAAGGCCACAACAUAUGCUGAUGAGAGUUUCUGUUGGGAUCCACAAGGAUGAUAUUGAAUCUGCCAUCAAAACUUAUCAUUUGAUGUCUCAAAGAUGGUUCACUCAUGCCUCUCCAACUCUUUUUAACGCUGGAACUCCAAGGCCUCAAUUAAGUAGCUGCUUCCUUGUAUGCAUGAAAGAAGAUAGUAUCGAGGGCAUAUAUGACACUCUUAAGGAAUGUGCUGUUAUUAGCAAAUCUGCUGGAGGAAUUGGAGUAUCUGUUCACAAUAUUCGUGGUACUGGGAGUUAUAUUCGUGGGACAAAUGGGACAUCAAAUGGAAUUAUUCCGAUGCUACGCGUGUUUAAUGACACUGCUCGAUAUGUUGACCAAGGAGGUGGCAAAAGAAAAGGUGCUUUUGCUGUCUAUCUUGAGCCCUGGCAUUCUGAUGUAUUUGAAUUUCUGGAUUUGAGGAAGAACCAUGGAAAGGAAGAGCAUCGGGCCCGAGAUCUUUUCUAUGCUCUUUGGGUGCCUGAUCUUUUUAUGGAAAGAGUCCAAAGCAACGGGCAGUGGUCUUUAUUUUGUCCAAGUGAGGCCCCUGGAUUGGCAGAUUGUUGGGGUGAAGAUUUUGAGAAGCUGUAUACAAAGUAUGAAAGAGAGGGUAAGGCGAAGAAGGUUGUGCAAGCACAAAAUCUCUGGUUUGAGAUCUUGAAGUCUCAGAUAGAAACUGGGACCCCAUACAUGCUGUAUAAGGAUUCUUGUAAUAGAAAAAGCAACCAGCAGAAUCUUGGCACUAUCAAGUCUUCUAACUUGUGUACUGAAAUUAUUGAGUACACAAGUCCUACUGAAACUGCUGUGUGUAAUCUUGCAUCAAUUGCUCUUCCACGAUAUGUUAGAGAGAAGGAGGUCCCAAGUGAAUCACAACCAUCUAAGCUUGUUGGGAGCAGAGGCUCUAAAAACCGAUACUUUGAUUUUGACAAACUGGCAGAGGUCACUGCAUUGGUUACUACAAACCUGAAUAAAAUUAUUGAUGUCAACUACUACCCUGUUGAAACUGCAAAAAGGUCUAAUUUACGACAUAGACCUAUUGGACUUGGGGUCCAGGGUCUUGCAGACACAUUCAUAUUGCUUGGCAUGUCAUUUGAUUCACCAGAGGCUCAGCAGCUAAACAAAGACAUAUUUGAGACAAUAUACUACCAUGCUUUAAAAGCCUCCUCUGAAUUAGCUGCCAAGGAAGGCCCAUAUGAGACAUAUGCAGGAAGUCCUGUAAGCAAGGGUAUUCUCCAGCCAGACAUGUGGGGAGUAACACCAUCAGAUCGAUGGGAUUGGGGUGUUCUCCGUGAAAUGAUUGCAAAGAAUGGUGUAAGAAAUUCACUUCUUGUAGCUCCAAUGCCCACUGCUUCAACCAGCCAAAUUCUUGGAAACAAUGAAUGCUUUGAGCCUUAUACGUCCAAUAUCUACAGUAGAAGAGUUCUAAGUGGUGAAUUUGUUGUGGUGAACAAACAUCUUCUUCAUGACUUAACUGAGAUGGGGCUUUGGUCUCCUACCCUCAAGAAUAGGAUAAUUUAUGAUGAUGGUUCUGUGCAGAAAAUCCCAGAAAUUCCAGAGGAUCUUAAACUCAUAUACAAGACUGUUUGGGAGAUCAAGCAACGGACCUUGGUUGAUAUGGCUGUUGACCGAGGAUGUUAUAUUGAUCAGAGUCAGAGUCUCAACAUCCAUAUGGACCAACCCAAUUUUGGAAAGCUUACAUCCCUGCAUUUUCAUGCUUGGUCCAGGGGUCUGAAAACAGGAAUGUACUAUCUAAGAUCACGCGCUGCAGCUGAUGCUAUCAAGUUCACAGUCGAUACUUCCAUGCUGAAGGAAAAGCCACAGACUCCAGUUGACGACGAAACUAAAAUGGCUCAAAUGGUAUGCUCUUUGAGUAACCGUGAUGAGUGUAUGGCUUGUGGAAGUUAGUGCUUUAUGCAGAAGGAUUUUGAACUUUUGGCUUUUGUUAUGUAUUUCUUCCCUGCAUUCUGGGAAAGCUUAGUAUCGAUAGGCCAAAGUAGGCCCUAGUAGGAUAUGGCCUGUAUUGACGUCCCUGAUUAAAUCUUGUUUAACUCUUUGUACAUAUAUUAGAUUAUAGUAUCUGCUGUUACCAAGCUUGCAAUUUUCUUGUAUCAGUAACUAGUAUUGCUGUAUUGCAUAUCUGAAUAUAUCAGUGAUAAGAAUGUGUUAAUCUCU